Colletotrichum truncatum is the source of this 1353-nucleotide messenger RNA. RefSeq names its product sulfate transporter. The record is from RefSeq and is a predicted model, not a curated record. Gene Ontology annotation, biological process: molybdate ion transport. Gene Ontology annotation, molecular function: molybdate ion transmembrane transporter activity. NCBI's taxonomy places the organism in Eukaryota, Fungi, Ascomycota, Sordariomycetes, Glomerellales, Glomerellaceae.
AUGACGCUUCUCAGUCACUUGAAACGAGUCCAUCGUCACAAUGUUGCGACUCUGCGCCGCUCGCCCACUGCAGAGAUCUCUGGCGCCUUGGGCGAUCUGGGAACCCUCCUUCCCUUGAUGAUCGCCCUUGCUGUUCAAAACUCCAUUUACCUUGACAGUACGUUGGUAUUUUCUGGCAUAUUCAAUGUCGUGACCGGCGCCGUCUUCGGCAUCCCGCUUCCAGUACAGCCGAUGAAGGCUAUUGCUGCAGCCGCCAUCUCAAGGAGUGAAGAUAGUGGCAUCAGAACUGUCAUGGCCGCUGGCCAAUGGGUUAGUCUGGCGGUGCUUCUCAUGAGUAUCACUGGUUUGCUCCGUUGGGUUACUCGAAACGUCCCUGUUCCCGUUGUUAAAGGUAUCCAGCUUGGUGCCGGCCUCUCUCUCGUCAUGGCUGCUGGUUCCAGCUUGCUCCGAGACCUGCACUGGACCCAACCUGUUCUUGAUAACAGGCUAUGGGCCUUGGCUGCCUUUCUUGUGCUCAUUUUCACUCAGGGGCUGCCGCGCUUCCCCUACGCACUGCACAUCUUCGUUUUGUCGCUUGUUUUUGCGUUCAUUUCCAUAUUGACCGCUAACCACCAUGAGCCGCAUAACCUCCCGUGGUUCCACGUUUGGGUACCGCAUCUGCUGCACUGGAACUUUAACUGGUUCAAGUACAAGCCAAUUUCAAUGGCAAUUGGCCAACUACCUCUGACCACACUCAACUCCGUCAUCGCUGUAAGCGCCCUUGCGGCCGACCUGCUUCCUGAUAUGCCCACCCCGACAGUCACAGCCAUGGGUAUGAGUGUGGGCAUUAUGAACUUGGUAGGCACCUGGUUUGGUGCGAUGCCUGUGUGCCACGGCGCUGGUGGACUUGCUGCUCAAUACCGUUUCGGGGCGCGCAGCGGUGCCAGUGUCAUCAUCUUGGGCUUGUUCAAGAUCAUCCUGGGUGUCGUCUUUGGCGGAACUCUUCUCGACUUGCUUUCACACUACCCCAAGAGUCUUCUCGGUGUCAUGGUUAUUGCUGCAGGCCUCGAACUUGCCAAAGUCGGACAUAGCCUGAACCACGGCGCUUCAGAUCUCUGGGAAAGCUCUGCCGGAAACUCGAGUGAGGGAGUCGGCGUUCUUCGGCAGCACCGCUCGCUUUCGGAUGAUGAGAGGUCUGAAAGAUGGACGGUCAUGCUGAUGACCACUGCUGGACUCCUUGCGUUUAGAAACGAUGCCAUCGGUUUUGUUGCUGGCAUGCUGUGCUUCUCGGCCUACCGCAUUUCGGACAGGAUCUCUCGCUGGUGGCAAUCCAGGCGGCCACUUUUUGGCGAGCGAGCGCCCCUUCUGAGUUGA